This is a messenger RNA of Phaedon cochleariae (mustard beetle), 1121 nucleotides long. Lineage: Eukaryota; Metazoa; Arthropoda; Insecta; Coleoptera; Chrysomelidae. The record is from the annotation of a GenBank genome assembly.
AUGUCAGGUACCGAGAAGAAAUUAGCUAGAUGGUACUUUGGGGGGCUUGCUUCUGCAGGCGCAGCUUGUUGUACACAUCCCUUGGAUCUGAUAAAAGUUCAUUUACAAACACAACAGGAAGGGAAAAUAUCAAUACUAAGGCUAACAGCUGAUAUUGUAAAGAAACAAGGUAUUCUUGCACUCUAUUCGGGACUAUCUGCCUCUCUGUGCCGUCAACUCACAUAUUCUACCACAAGAUUUGGUAUUUAUGAAGUUGCCAAACAAAACCUUCAGAAUGAUUCCUUUUAUGCCAAAGUUGGAGUAGCUGCCGUUGCAGGAGCUGUAGGUGGGUUCAUUGGAACUCCUGCUGAUAUGGUCAAUGUCAGAAUGCAAAAUGACAUCAAAUUGCCCAUUGAAAAGAGGCGCAACUACAAACAUGCCAUAGAUGGAAUGGUGAGAGUGUACAGAGAAGAAGGUAUUCGAAGACUGUUUUCUGGGGCAUCAACUGCUUCAUCCAGAGCUGUUUUUAUGACAAUAGGACAGUUAUCUUUCUAUGAUCAAAUCAAGAUACUACUGUUGGGUACAGGAGUCUUCAAAGACAAUAUGGUUACUCACUUUCUAUCAAGUCUAAGUGCUGGUGCCAUCGCAACAUCUCUAACUCAACCUCUCGACGUUCUAAAGACCAGGUCGAUGAACGCCAGACCUGGCGAGUUCAAAAAUUUAUUGGCCAUCGUGGCUCACACUGCCAAACUGGGCCCCAUGGGCUUCUUCAAAGGUUACAUUCCAGCGUUCGUGAGGCUCGCGCCCCAAACAAUCUUGACGUUCGUGUUUCUCGAGCAGCUCAGACUCAACUUCGGAUUCGUUCCUAUAGGUGCCAAAGGAGAUGCGUAACUUUCUUCCAGGGUUAAUUUUUUUUAAACUACUCAACACUAAUUUCGUCGCACACCAAAAUGUCGCCCCUGUUAUAAUGUGAAUAACUUUUUUCAGUUUAGAACAAUUUGAAUUUGGUUCACACUGUUCGAUAGCCCAGUCCUUCAGCUAUAAUCUGGUACUUCAUUGAAAUAUAAGGGUAUUCACAUAAAAUCUCUACAUGGUGUUUUCCGACACUGUGCAAAAUUUCGGAAUAUUCAAAAAGCUCUCAA